Molecule: messenger RNA, 1923 nt
Organism: Aplosporella prunicola CBS 121167
Lineage: Eukaryota; Fungi; Ascomycota; Dothideomycetes; Botryosphaeriales; Aplosporellaceae
Exons: 3
Coding region: 283-1809 (508 amino acids)
Cellular component (GO): nucleus
Molecular function (GO): cis-regulatory region sequence-specific DNA binding; protein binding
Source: RefSeq, a predicted model, not a curated record
CGGGAGGACAGUGUUAAAAGUUUUUGUAGAGGCGGGCAGGCGAAUUAGCGAGGCGCUAGUGGAGCAGUGAAGGUGGGUUUCCAACGGCUGUGUUGCAGGCAAACCACGAACAGACUUUUCCCUCCGGUGACUCUUUGCCGUUUACCUGGUGGCUUAUUGCCGGUUUGCCACUGACUAGGAAGUCUGCUGAAGCCCUCUUUGCAGACGGGGCGCUGCAUUUGCAACUAACGGACGCACACCCGUUUUCGGCUUUCGGUCAGAUCCAUUGUGCUGGGGCACACAAUGACCCCUUCAGCCGUGCCAGUAGAAGGCUAUUCUGCCGAUGACUCCACGCUCGCAAGGCCGACCAAGAGGCUCCGGCUUGACGCAGCGGAUCUCCAGUCAGAAGCCGAUGCUGAAGAACCCGCAGCGAUUCCGCCGCAUCCCUUGGGCGUCAAGCCUUCAGGGAAUGCCCUGACAGCAGACAUCAAUCUGAAGGCCUCAUGUGGUCAUUUUGCUGCCUUGUCUGACGAGCUGCUCGCUCAGUUUCUGGAAUUUUUAGAUGCGCCCUCACUGAUGCGCCUUGGAGGAACAUGCAAAGCCCUUUUUGCUUUCACUAGGUCAGAUGAUCUCUGGAGAGCUCUUUUCAUCGAAUCUCCUCCAUCGGAUUUUCAAUGGCGCGGUUCAUGGCGAUCCACAUAUCUGUCUAUGCCGGUGACCCAAGAAGCCCAAGUGGACUGCACAGGUCUCUUCUCUGAUGUCCUUUACCGGCCGUUUCAGUGCACUUAUACACCCUUGAGGCCAUAUGCGGCCAACAUCCCACCGCAAAACCAGAUCACGCGCUUGAGUGAUCUCACCACGGAAGAGUUUUCUACCAAAUGGACAAACAAACCGUUCAUCCUCACAUCCCCAGUCAAGCAGUGGCCCGUUUACGGCAAGUGGACCACGCAAUCACUCCUUCGAAAGUAUGGUGAUGUUGCUUUUCGCGCUGAGGCUGUGGAUUGGCCUUUGAAGAAGUAUGUCGACUAUAUGUACAAUAGCAGCGAUGAGAGUCCUUUGUACCUUUUCGACCGUGGCUUUGCCGAGAAGAUGGAGAUUUCUGUGGGUAAGAAUGCAAAGGAUGCCGCUUACUGGGCGCCAACGUGCUUCGGCGAGGAUUUGUUUGCUGUGCUGGGAGACAAACGACCAGACAGUCGUUGGAUGAUCAUGGGCCCUGCUAGGAGCGGAAGCACAUUUCACAAGGACCCUAACGCCACAAGUGCGUGGAACGCCGUUCUGACAGGCUCGAAAUAUUGGAUCAUGUUUCCCUCAUCUUCAAACUUACCGCCACCGCCAGGCGUGAUAGUUUCCGAGGAUCAUUCCGAAAUUACCUCACCACUCAGCAUAGCAGAAUAUCUGCUGUCUUUCCACGCUCUCGCACGCGCCACCCCCGGAUGCUGCGAAGGGAUUUGUCAUGCUGGCGAGGUCCUCUACGUCCCGUCUGGAUGGUUCCACUUGGUCUUGAACCUCGACGAGAGCAUCGCGCUUACGCAAAAUUUCGUCCCUAGAGCCAAGCUUGCGGACGUUUUGGGCUUUCUCAGAGAUGAAGCCGGUUCUGUUAGUGGGUUCAAAGACGAAAUCACGGACCCAUUUGGAUUGUUUGUCGAGAGACUAGGGGAUGCGUACCCGGAGCUAUUAGAGGAGGGGAUGAAGGAGCUCGAAAAGAAGGGAAGACCCAAGGGAAGAGGGAAAUGGGAGAAGCUGGUAAAGGGUGACGAUGACGCAGAUGGUGAGGAGCAGGGUGGUUUCACGUUUGGUUUUGGUGGAGACGAUGAUGAGGAGAUACCUUGAUAUGUUCUCAGUCGUGGAUCUGGGCGUACGUAACGCUAGCAUACAGCGUUUUUUUGGCUUUGUAGAGAAAGCGAUGUAAGCAACAUAGACAUGUAGUUAGAGCAUGAAAAGACG